Messenger RNA from Somion occarium, 684 nucleotides. The record is from the annotation of a GenBank genome assembly. NCBI's taxonomy places the organism in Eukaryota, Fungi, Basidiomycota, Agaricomycetes, Polyporales, Cerrenaceae.
UUCCAGUCAUCCAAGGACAGGUCAAACCAACUCUAUACCUUCGACCAUACCACAGUUUUCUGGCGCACAAAUUUGGCACCUUACUUGAGACGGAAAUGACUUCUUCUGGGGGCUCUACUUCUCUAUCUGGUUUGAUCACUGCUGUAGAUGAUCCUGAACCUAGCAGGCGGAAACAGAUUCUUUUGAGUUUCCUUGAUACACUACAUGAAUUGUCCAGGGAGGAGGAAGUUGACGACUAGUUCAACAGGCAGCGUGCUCCUUCCCUUGAUGACAAGGACGUUCCUAUUGCCGACCAAGAAUUGCAAACUUCCGGAGCCAUAUCUUUCAAUAGAUUUCAUAAACGGAUACUGUCUCUGGACAGAGAGCUUCGAGAUUUUCGAAACGCCAGAGUGGGUACUGUUCUGGCUCAAACGAUCGCAUUUGGUGUUUCUGGUCUUGGCUAUUGCUUGUUUCUCUGUGGGACUUGUUUUGUUCGUUAUUCUUCUGGUCAGCAUCAUAUAACGUCAAUUAUCACUACAAUCACCUCAGCCUUCAGUUGUCUGGGACUUGCAUCUGUCUUUGCCUGGUUCUUCUCGAUACGCUGGGUUUUUGAUCGCCAUGAUGGUGCAAAGUGGCUGGCAGACUCAAUCUGUGAAGCUAAAGUCCAGUUAUAUUCCGCGACGGGAAUAAUUUGGCUGGCUCGAA